AGAGGUCCUGGCUAACACACCGCCCCUGCGUUUGCAUCGUCGCCGGGUGCCAAAACACACUACUCAUACACGGGCUUUGUGUGAUUCUCGUACGCGACGUCUGCUGCUCUGUCGUGUGUUGCGCAGACUGCAGGGCAGAAAUACCGCUUCGUCUUUUUUUUCAUUGUGUGCAGCAGCCAGGGGGGCGUUGGCAAACACGAACACACACACACACACACACAAGUAGAAAAUACAUAAAACCAGCGCAACAGCUAACGCUGCGAUCUUUGCACAGUCAAUCGCUGCGAUUUAAGGCGGAGGUGGCGGAUUUGACUUCGCUGAAAGCAGUGGUGUUUCAACAAAGAUAAAAAAAGAAGUUAGAAUAGUUGACGAUAGAUUAGAUCCUAUACAUCAAGUUUCAACUCCGAUUUGCGAGCAAUGGAGGAGUCGAUGGCUGUGCAGCUGCAUGCUCUGCGGGAAGAGCAGCAUCGGCUCGAGCAACUCCUGGGCCACACUGCGCUCGGCACCUCCUUCGAGGCCGCCAACAUCCUUCACGGCCACGCGCAGGUUUCUGCGCAGCGACGGUGCGCGCAGGAGCUCAGCGUCCAAGGGACAGACACUGCAGAUGUCAACAGUACGGUGAUACCACCAAACGAUCCUACUGCAACAGUAGCCAACAGCGCUGCGGCCCAAGUUUUAGGACGAGCUCAGUGGUCGUACCAGGAUCGUUUAGCCGAGCUCGAAUCGCUAAAGAAGAAGUACGAGGAGUACGCGCGCGCCUCCAUGAGUCAGUACUUCAACUCCGUAGGCGAUUACCAAGGAUACAAGGAGCGGCGGGAGUCGAGGAUGAAGCACGUGCAGCCCUUCGCCUUCGAGUCGCGUGAACUAAUGAAGCCGCAGCGGAUACGCGAGCAGCGCGCUGAGGACGACCGCCGCUCACGAGAAGCGGCGCUGGAGGAGCGACGUCGCAAUCCUCUGAAGGCGAAGCCGGUGCCACCUUCCACUUUCAUGAACAAGUAUGCACUGAUGGUGGAGGAGUGGUGUCAGCGCAAGGCGGCCAUCGAGCUCAUGUCGCGUGAGCGCGCCCGGUUGGCGAAGGAGGAGGCUGAGUACGUUCGGCUCUCUGCGCAGAGCUUGCGCAAGACACGCGAGGAGCUCAUGGGCGUUGUGUACGGACCCGAUGGGAAGCCGGUCACGAAGCGUGAGCAGCAGCGUCGUCGUGCGCAGAGUGCCGAUGCGCGAAGUGGCUGUGCCGUGCACCACGUCCAUGCAGUGCCGCUCGAGGUCAAAAUGAAGUUGUGGCCUGCGCUCAGCGAUCACGAGCGGGUGCGGAGGGAGCGCCUCAAAUACAAAGCUGCGGUGCGGAAAGUGGAGGUCGAUGAAGAGGUCCGUCAGGUCCUGCCGCUGCUCACCAGCCCCACACCUCGCCGAUGCUACGACGCAGCGGCAGGUGUGAACGAGGCGCUGCUGCUGCUGGCUGCGGGUGGUGGCGUUGGUGUUGGUGGUGGGCCGUGCUACGGUAUUGGGCAGGCGAUUCAUCCGGCCAACGCAGCCGCUACCACUGCGGCAGAAGUGCAAGGAGUCGUGCCUGCAGUUCCUCCUCCAACGGCAGCAACGACGGCGGGGACGGCUCCCUCCGCCUCUCCGCUCGGGCUGCCGCCGUCGUCAACGGCUGCAAAUUCUGCUUCCCUGAUGGCACCACCGCCGGCUGCGCCGGUCCCAGCGCCGGUGCCUCUUCCUCCUCCCGGCGUAAGCGUGCCGCUGCCUCCGCCGCAGCUACCCGCUGUGCCCGCCCCAACCCCCAUACCAACGCCCGUACCACGGCUUCCGCCUGGCGCAGUGGCCCCGCUCUCCCUCGGACCCCACCAGUCCUUUUCGCUGCUCAGCAGCUCCAACGUCGUCGCGACCCCGCUGGGUCUCGGGGGAGGCGGUGCAGCAUCUGCGGUGCCUGCAGUUCCACCCCCACAACAACCGCCGGCUACUGCUGCUACUGUUGGUGCUGGUGCGUGGUCGCCGUCCUCCGCAUCACCGAUGAUUUCGAUCGUUCCGUCUUCCCUCGCCUCGCCCGCGUUUCCGGUGCCGCAGGAGGCGAUUGCAACGUUGCCGCCUCCCACCGCUGCGCCGCCGUCGCCAUCCGCGUCGAUGCGCACGCAGAUCCAUGAAAGUGCCACGUCGACAAUGGCCAUGUCGAAAUCUCCGCCAGCCUCCACGGCCACCGCACCACCCAACUCCAUUCCUCCUCUUCCUCCGCCAUCGCUUCCCCCGUCGGGUGCUCCACUGGCUCUCCAAACUUCUGCCGUUGCCACCAGCAGCACCGUCGCUGCGAGUCCAGCUGCCGCCUCCGCGCCCGCCGGUGCUCCAGGUGCGAUUCCGCCAGCAACGGCGACGGCGGCAGCUGCGACGCCGCCCCACAACGCGCAGGAGGGGAGAGAGGCCGUGUGGCGCCGCUUCAACCCGCAGCUGACCUUCAAGCCCCACGUGAAGCCCGGCGUGCCGAACUUCGAGGCCUUGUGGGCCAAGAACAAAGCGGAGCUGGCGGAGAAGAAGAAGGCACACCCCACUACCACGCCGAGGCCCUUCGACUUGACGCGGAGUGCAAAGGCGGAGAAGGUCGUGGGGCGCCGGCCCACACGCAGCGUUCGUAGCGUCGGGACGCCGGCACGCCAGCGGCCGACUUCUCGCGCUAAAAAAGCUCCCAGCACUGCCACCGCCACCUUAUCUACGGAUGCGGCCGGAGCUGCGGCGGCAACGAACACAGCCGCCCAGCGGGGUCCAUCGCCGCCGUCGCACAACGCAACUCGACAGCCACGGCAGUCCCCCAGCAGCGCCGCGCGUGGGACGCGUGGGCACGCGCUCCGCACCGAGGCCAUCUACUCCACCUACGUAAAGCAAUCGAAGGAUGAGGAUAAGGUCGCGGAGGAGGACGAGCAAUACUGGAAGGCCGUCGCGCAUCGGCGGCGCGAGGUGCGCCAGCGUCUGGCAGGCUAUAUCACCGAUCACCACCUCGAGCAUGAGCUGACGAUCAAGUCCAAGGUGCAGGCGCUGCGUGCGUCUAUGAAGGAGAACGAGAAAGCCGCUGAGGAGCGACUGACGGAGAUGAAGAGGCGGGUGGCGCAGAUGCCGCCCGUGUUUGCGGAGCCGGUGCACCUGCACGAGGAGUCAAAGGCUCGUGCGGCGGUGGAGCAGAGCAUCUUGAAAUCCCUGCAGGAUACCGGGCUUGACGGGGCUACCAUCAAAACUAUUUUGGCCGCUUCGGCAAGUGGCGCAGGAAGUACGGAGACAGGCGACGCCGCUGAAGCCACUGCUGGCAGUCCAGAAGAGGCCACAGCGGAGCAAGGCGCGAAGCCAACGACCGGCGAUGGGGCAGACGCACCGCACAGCCCGGCUAGUGCCCAAGGAAAGAGUUCACAGAAAGUGUCCGGGAAGAGUUCGAGCACUAGCAGCAGUGACAGCAGCAGCAGCAGCAGCAGCAGCAGUGACAGCAGUAGUAGUGACAGCGACUCGAGCAGCUCAAGCUCUCCUAAGAGGCGUUCCAGCGUACCUCCGCGCAGUACCUCGCUUUCUGUGUCUUCUGCUGCUUCUGUGCCGGUGCCGAAGUCGGUGACGCCGAAGAGAGGCGCCGAGUACAGCGAUGACAGCUUUGAGGAUUCGUCGGACAGCGACUAG
This is a messenger RNA of Leptomonas pyrrhocoris, 3645 nucleotides long. RefSeq lists its product as hypothetical. Bases 418 to 3645 code for a protein of 1075 amino acids. Gene Ontology annotation, biological process: cilium organization. NCBI's taxonomy places the organism in Eukaryota, Euglenozoa, Kinetoplastea, Trypanosomatida, Trypanosomatidae. Gene Ontology annotation, cellular component: cilium. The transcript has a single exon. The record is from RefSeq and is a predicted model, not a curated record.